This is a messenger RNA of Stegodyphus dumicola, 1003 nucleotides long. RefSeq lists its product as uncharacterized. Gene Ontology annotation, cellular component: nucleus. The record is from RefSeq and is a predicted model, not a curated record. Lineage: Eukaryota; Metazoa; Arthropoda; Arachnida; Araneae; Eresidae. Gene Ontology annotation, molecular function: histone H4K20 methyltransferase activity; protein binding.
UGCAGAUUGGAAAACAUUUUUUAAUUUUCUGCUCAAAAAAAAAUAGUGACUUCAAAGAUAUCUAUAUUCUCUUAAGUAAAAAUGCUUGUGGAGGUUGGUACAAGGCAUCAUUCCCGUUACACGCCAUCUACGGGAAUGACAGCUAAGGAGCUAUGUGAAAAUGAUGAUUUAGCUACAAGUUUAGUUUUGGAUCCAUAUCUAGGAUUCACAACUCAUAAAAUGGAUAUUAACUUUACACCCUUUGACGUGGAUCGAGAGAAACUUCUAGAAGGAUUAAUGGAUUUCAUAAAUAAUCAAGACUAUGAUCUCACCUACAAAGUUCUGACUAAUUGGGAUUGGUUCCCCAGAUAUAUUCACUCAAAGAGUACAAAUCAGCAAACUACACUGAAAGAACAUAUUUUUCGCUACUUAAGAAUAUUUGAUAAAGAUUCUGGCUUUCGAGUAUGUGUUUGUAAAAGAUAUUCCCUUGAGGGAAAUGUAGGAGCUAAAGUUUGUGCUACUAAAAAAUGGUUUAAAAAUGAUAAAAUGCACUACCUUGUUGGCUGCAUUGCUGAACUGUCAGAGAAAGAAGAAUCAGAAUUGCUGUCUCCUGGAAAAAAUGAUUUUAGUGUUAUGUAUUCUUGUCGAAAGAAUUGUGCUCAACUCUGGCUUGGACCUGCUGCUUUUAUUAAUCAUGACUGUCGACCAAAUUGUAAGUUUGUACCUACUGGACGUGACAGUGCUUGUGUAGAAGUACUGAGAGAUAUUGAAGCUGGAGAAGAAAUUACUUGUUAUUAUGGAGAAGAUUUUUUUGGAGAUAAUAAUUCUUAUUGUGAAUGCGAAACGUGUGAAAGAAGAGGGAGAGGAGCUUUCCGGACAAAAACUCCAAAGCAGGAUUUCUUCUUAGAGUCUAGACUUGCUUAUUGUCUCCGUGAAACUGACAACAGGUUAAACAGAUUCAAAAAACAGGCUAAUGCUGCUGAUAACAAUGCAAGGAGAAAUGAUUUUCUGGCAAGUUUACCAG